GUGGCAUCUCAUGGACUGUUUAUUUCACAGCUGUAGCUUCGUGUAGUCAGGCGAACGGUUUGCACCUCUCUUCAGAGGGCGAAUAAAUUCACAGAAAAGUGGCUAAAAUCUUUGUCAUUUAAGUUUGAAAUCCCUUUGAGAUAAAGGGUCAGCCAAGAUGACGAUUAACUUGGGUGUUAAGGCUCUUCUCGGCUGGGUCAACAGCAUAAAACUGUCCGACCGAGAUAUAACCGCCGACGAUUUACAAGAUGGGAUGAUCUUACUGAAAGUUGUUUAUAUGAUUAAAAAGGAGCCCAACCCCUGUUUCAGUCAUUCCACUAAGGAUCGGUUCAAGCUCAUUGCAGACUUUGUGGAGAGGGAUUGCAGAUUUAAUGCAGCCAAAGGAACUUCAAUAUCUUGGGACAAUAUCAGAGAUGGCAUCAACCUAACUGUUGAAAUUUCAAAGGUACUUUUGUUGCUCGUAUACCAUGACAUUAUGAAUGACCGCUGCACUCUAAACACAUUGGACUGUGAUGUAGAGCGUGAGAUAGCAAACCUAACCAGUUCCUUUGUGAUGGAGAGCGAGGGCUGUGUUUAUCUGAGCAAUGGACUUGAUGCCUAUUUGGCGAGGAAACAUUUACCUGUCUCCCGUGAGAUAUUUGAGCGAACAGCGACCACCUCUACCUCCAAUGUGUCGACAAUCUCCUCGCUUUCGGAUGACGAGUCUCCCGUCUUCCACCGCACACAAAAAAUCACAUUCCUGGACAUGCAAACCGUGGCUUCUUCUUCAGUCAGCAAGUCUCCACUUCAGGAUAUUAUGAACACACCUAAAUUUCAGAUGAGGAAGAUGCAACGACAGAUGAUCAAGGAGAGAGACUACAGAGAUGGGUUGGAGAGGGAGCUGGCUGCCAAGCUUGCACUCAUUGCACAGAGAGAGUCUCAGAUUAACCAGUUGCAGUAUCGCCUGGAUAAGCUGAAAGAAGAGCGAGGUGAUCAGGAGCAGGUUAUCAGGGCAGAAAUCAAUGAUCUUGAGACCAAGAACAGCACGUUACAAACGCGUCUUAAUGAGAUGUUAAAGCAAAAUAAAGACCUCAAAAGUACCUCCUCACUUAUGGAGCGUAAAAUGGAUGAGCUAACAGAAGAAAAUGGUGUACUCUCCUCCCAGAUGAGAUCAAUGUGUUCACGGCUAGCCAUCUUUGAAGCAGAAGUUGGCAGGCUGACAGAAACCCAAGCUUCAGCUCAGGAAGAGUGGAGAAGCAAAACAAGCCACCUAGAGUCUGAGCUCAACCAAGCUACUGCUCAAAAGGAGCUCCUGACUGAACAAAUUCAGAUCCUCCAGGGAAAGAUUUCCUGUUUGGAGGAUGAGAUAAGCCGGGCCACUAUGGAAGAAGUAGGAGAGAAUAUGGGGCCUGUAAUGGAGAGAGAAAUGUUGGAGACUGAAAUCAGCAGUUUGAAGAAUAAACUGGAGAGCACAGUUUGCUCCCUAAAACAGGCUGAGGUGGAGGUUCAGGCCAAAACAAAUCAGCUGGCAGAGCACCAACAAGAAAUUACUCAACAGAAAGAGCUCCUGAAGCAACAGAAAUCCCAAACGGAAGAAAUUAUUCAAGCCAAGGAUGAAAUUUUGGACAAGCUACAAAAGGAGAUCGCUGAACAGAGGGCAGUCCUUCAACAAGACAUACAGGAUCUCAAGCUUCAACUGGAACAAGUUGAGCAGCAAAAAACUGAGCAGAUGACCAGACUACAACAGCAUAUUGCUGUGUGUGAACAAGAAAUUGAAAAACUAAAAGAAACCAAGAAAGAGAAGGAAGAUCUUCUCCACCAGACUGAAGAAAAAGUGAAAGAUCUUGAGACAAAGUUAUCUGCUGCCAGUUCCCUCUUGGCUGAUAAAGACCAAGAAAUUAACGGCCUCACAGAAGAAGUUGAUGCUCUCACAGAUGAAACAAAAAAAUUCAAAGACGAAAUUCAAGCCAAAGAGGAAAUGCUUGCCAAUUUACUUCUGGAGAAGUCUAAUGAGCAAGAAAUUCUUAAUAAUAAAAUCCAGACCUUAACAGUCCAAGUGGAAGACCUUAACUCGUCUCUCAAACAUGCUGAGCAGGAAAUUCAACUUAAGCAAGACCUACUGGCUAAAACCCAACAAGAGAAUAUCCAACAAAGGGAGGUACUCCAACAGCAGGUUGUAACCUGUGAAGAGGAGGUUCACAAGCUAAAUGCAGAGAUACAGGUCAAAAAUGAACAGCUUGUUAUGCUAAAGAGUGACACCUUGCGACAGUCUGAAUUGCUAGAGCAAGAGAUUAAAGGUCUAAAAGACCAAGUAGAAAGUCUUAAUGACUCUCUCAGAAAGGCUGAGGAACAAGUUGAGGCUCAGCAGGAAAUGCUUACAAAGCACGAGCAGGAGAGUGCUCAUCAGAAGGAGCUCCUGCAGCAACAACUCUCUGCCUCUGAAGAUAGUCUAAAUUGCAUGAAGGAGGAGAUCCAGACUAAAGAGGAACAGAUGACCAUGUUGAAAAAUCAAAGUUCAGAGCAGGCAGAGAUACUACAUCAAAAUAUCCAAGAUUUAAAUAAACAGGUGGAGUGUCUUAGUUUGUCACUGAUGUCUGCUGAGGAAAAUUUGCAAUCCAAGGAAAAUCUGUUUGCCAAACAGCAACUAGAGAGCAGUCAGCGCAUGGAGGCACUACAGGCACAGAUGGUAGCAUCUCAAGAUGAAGUGAAGAGACUAACUGCAGAGAUUCAUGACAAGGAAGACCAGUUGAUUCAGCUAAAGACUGAGACAUCGACACACUCGGAAUUGCUACAGCAGGAGAUUGAAGGUCUGAAUGAACAAAUAAAAAGCAUGAGCAAUUCUCUUGAGAUAGCCAAAGACCAAGUUCAAGCCAAAGAAGAUCUGAUUGCUAAGCAGGAGCAGGAAAGCACUUUGCAGAUUGAGGCACUUAGAAAGCACAGCGCAGCUCUUGAGGAGGAGGUAAAUCAGCUGAGGGAGGAGAUUCAAACUAAAGAGCGUGAGGUUGAUGCGUUAAAGGUUGAAAGCUGCAAGGAGUCAGAGGUGCUACAAAAUGAGAUCCAAACUCUGAAGGAUCAAGUGGAAAGAUUGAGUCAAUCACUGAAGACUGCAACAGAGCAGGUUCAGGCUAAAGAGAACUUGCUGGCUCAGAGGGAAUUGGAGAUUUCUCAGGAAAAAGAUAAAUUCCAAAACAUGAUGACCGACUCUGAAGAGGAGAUGAGAGGGCUUAGGGAACAGAUCCAGGCUAAAGAGGAACAGCUGGUCACAGUGAAAAAAGAGGGCUCCGUACAUUCUGAUGCACUACAGCAAGAGAUUGGAUGUCUAAAGAACCAGCUAGAUAAUAUGGCUGACUCUCUCACAAAGGCUGAGGAGAAGGUUCAGACUCAGGUAGUUAUGCUGAAGGAGCAAGAGCAUGAGAGUGCUCAUCAGAAGGAGCUUCUGCAGCAACAACUGUCUGCUUCUGAAGACAGGAUAAGGUGCAUGAGGGAGGAGAUCCAAGCCAAGGAGGAGCAGAUGAACUUGUUGAAAAAUCAAAGUUCAGAACAAUCAGAACUACUACAUGAAGAAAUCGAAGAUCUGAAGAAACAGCUGGAGUGUCUUGGUUCCUCAGCUGAUACUGCUGAGGAAAAUUUGCAAUCCGAGGAAAAUAUGUUUGCUAAACAGCAACUGGAAAAAAAUCAGCAGAUGGAGGCACUACAGGCACAGAUGGUAGCAUCUCAAGAUGAAGUGAAGAGACUAACUGCAGAGAUUCAUGACAAGGAAGACCAGUUGGUUCAGCUAAAGACUGAGACAUCGACACACUCAGAAUUGCUACAGCAGGAGAUUGAAGGUCUGAAUGAACAAAUAAAAAGCAUGAGCAAUUCUCUUGAGAUAGCCAAAGUCCAGGUUCAGGCUAAAGAAGACCUGAUUGCUAAGCAGGAGCAGGAAAGCACUUUGCAGAUUGAGGCACUUAGAAAGCACAGCGCAGCUCUUGAGGAGGAGGUAAAUCAGCUGAGGGAGGAGAUUCAAACUAAAGAGCGUGAGGUUGAUGCGUUAAAGGUUGAAAGCUGCAAGGAGUCAGAGGUGCUACAAAAUGAGAUCCAAACUCUGAAGGAUCAAGUGGAAAGAUUGAGUCAAUCACUGAAGACUGCAACAGAGCAGGUUCAGGCUAAAGAGAACUUGCUGGCUCAGAGGGAAUUGGAGAUUUCUCAGGAAAAAGAUAAAUUCCAAAACAUGAUGACCGACUCUGAAGAGGAGAUGAGAGGGCUUAGGGAACAGAUCCAGGCUAAAGAGGAACAGCUGGUCACAGUGAAAAAAGAGGGCUCCAUACAUUCUGAUGCACUACAGCAAGAGAUUGGAUGUCUAAAGAACCAGCUAGAUAAUAUGGCUGACUCUCUCACAAAGGCUGAGGAGAAGGUUCAGACUCAGGUAGUUAUGCUGAAGGAGCAGGAGCAUGAGAGUGCUCAUCAGAAGGAGCUUCUGCAGCAACAACUGUCUGCUUCUGAAGAUCAGGUGAGGAGCAUGAGGCAGGAGAUUCAAGCUAAGGAGGAACAGAUGAUACUGCUGAGGAAGGACAGCUCAGAGGAGUUGGGUUUACUAAAUCAAGAGAUCCAAAUUUUGAAGGAACAGGUGGAGACUCUUGGUUCCUCACUGAGGAAGACUGAGGAAGAUGUGCAGUCUAAGGAAAAUCUGUUGGCUCAACAACAGCAAGAAAAUACUCAACAGAGGGAGGCACUCCAAAGUCUACAGGAGAAAGUCCAACAAGUGGAAGUUCUGCAGGGGGAGAUCCACUCACGCGAAGAAGAAAUUAAAACACUGAAAGAAUCUCAGCGUGAGAAAGAAAGCAGACUCCUCCAGGCUGAAGAGAAGCUUCAGAUUCUCCGGACAGAGUUGUCUGGCGUCAACACACUCAUAGCUGAUAAAGACCAAAAUAUCAGCAGUCUCAGAGAGGAGCUUGCUGCCCAAGUUACCUUGGUAGAAAAAGCAAAAGAGGACACUGAAGCCAAUGAGAAAGUCCUGGCUGAGAUAAAGGAAGAGAACUCCAAACACAGAGCUGUUCUUCAGAAUGAAAUCCAGGAUCUAAAAGGGGAAAUAGAAAACAUUUCUCUAAAACUUGUGGCUAAGGAGCAGAUGUUACUUAAAACUCAACAGGAGUCUGCUCAGCAGAUAGACCUCCUCCAGCAGCAGCUCAUCUCAGUAAAUGCAGAGCUGAAUCAACGCAAAGAGAUGCAUGCUGCAGACCUCAGAUUGAAAGAGGACGUACAGGGGUUACAGGCGGCCACUGUCAGGGAAAAUGAGGCUCUUAUUAAGGAAAGAGAAGUACUCCUGGCCAGGAUACAUCAGGCAGAAAAGGAUCAGAAAGGUCUGGAGAGACAACUCGAAGCCAUGGCCUUUGAGAAGGAGAGACUUGCUCAUACCAAGCAGGCCAUAGAGCGAGAGAAUGCAGCCUCUCGUAAACUGGAAUCUGCGUUACAGCAGGAGCUGGAAAUACUGAAACUGGAGAAAGAAAAACUCUUGAAAGAGAAUGAAAAAGCUGAAAAGAUUGAGAUGCUAACAAGAGAACUGCAGGAACAGCUCUCAGCUAAAUCAGAGGCUGCAGAACACUACAAGACACAGAUGGAGAAAGCAGUGAGUCACUACAAUAGCAAGAAGCAGCUUCUCCAGGAAAGCCAACAGGAGCUGGCUGAUCUCAAGCAUUCCCUAGAGGUUAAAGAGUGUGAAGUAAAAACUAUUACUACGGAGAAUAUGCUACUACAACGGGAUUUGGAGAAGGCCCAGACCAAUGAGAAAAAACUUUUGAAAACGGUGGCCAGUUUGGAGGCACAGUUGGCCUUUGCUGACCGUAACCUGCGGGCACAGAAUAAGAUUCAUGGUAAAGAACGAAGUGCAACAGAAUUGUACUUGGAAGUUCCCAACACACGUUCAAGUAUUCAUGCUGGUGUGAAGAGGACCAUGAGCUCUGACAGCCUGGACCAGAGCUCUCUGGAAGACUCUCUGAACAGCACAAGAAAACUCUCAGCACCUGAUGAAUCAAGCACACCGCUUGUUCGCAGUUCAGAGCGCUUGGCAGCCAAACGGCGUGGUCUACAGGCAGAGUCACUGGAAACACUCUACUUUACACCUAUAAAUGCCAAACAGAUUAACAGGACCAGUACAGAGAGCAAAAUGGAACUGGAUUCAGCCAGGAAAAAUCCAAGUUCAUCUGUCAAACGACGCAGGACCACGCAGGUUAUAAACAUCACCAUGACCAAGAAAACCCCAGGCUGCAAUGAAGACGAUGAGACUUUCUACAGUCUGGCCUCAGCUCGUUCCCAACCAAACCUGUCCAGCGCUCACUCUGCACAACCUGUGACUAUGGAGCUGUUUGACACACCUGCGAGAAGGACCAGCACUGCCAGCGACCAACUCAUCGGUCUUCCUGGGUACAGACGGAGCACAGUCCAUUCACAGACCACUAGUACAUUCUGCGUGGGCGCAGAGAACGAGCCAGAUGGUGGACCUGACGAUUGGAUGAGGAUUGCUGAGCUUCAGUCCAGGAACAAGGCCUGCCCUCCUCAUUUAAAGAGCAGCUACCCUGUGGAAUCUGAGACUGGCCGUGGUGGUGCAUUCAUUUUCACAGAUGAAGAACUUCGUACAGGUGACCCGUCUGACACAAUCCGUCGGGCGUCCAUGAUGCCUGGCCAGCUGCAAGACUCUCUCGUCUCCCAUCGGCACUCCCUCAUGCUGGGACAGUCAGGUGCCGCAGCCAGUACUCGUUCUCAUCGUCUGUCCUUGAUGCCCGGCCAGCUGCCGUCAAAAACAGUCAGCGUCUCUCAGCUGAGAAGCCCAAAAGGCACAAAACGGUCUUCAUCUACAUUGUCUAUACAUCAAACUUCACCUGAGAAAAAGGUGAAGGCCAGCUGCUUCCCUCGUCCCCUCACACCCAAAAACAAGAACGUGAACAGUGGAUUUGGCAGCUCUCAGCUUCACCCUGUCCUCAGUCCAGCUGACCGGAGGCAGUCUAUGAUGUUCACUAUUGACAACACCCCUAAAAACAACAACUACCUGAAGAAAGGGCUGAACAAACUGCGCAGCUCCACCAGGAAAUCCCCAAGGAACAGUUCAAAGAAGUCACCUGCUCAAACAACUGCGCGCAAGUACCAAGAAAAUAUGCCCUCAGGAAAUCCUCGUGCUGCAGUAGGACGAGCAGGCAGAGCUGGCAGUUUUAAGUCACCACAAGUGGCAACUAAAGGGCAGAGGAAGUCUCCACAAACCACCAGCAGGACUGGAAAGUCUCCUGGACUGACAGCUAGUGCUCGCAAGAAGCCUGUGUCUGUAAACGAAGAAAACCUUGCUGGAAAUCUUAAAAGAUGAUGAGGAGGAUGAAGGUGUGAGAACUGGUUCCCAAAUUGGAUUUUUGAUCGUCUACAGUUCUAUUUGAUCAUACUUUGAUUUUUGCUUUUUUCUACCUUCACAAAAACACUCUCAUUUUUGUUGGGGUCCUUCAGGACUUUUUUUUUUAUGAUGUUGUCUUAAUCGACCUUUUUCUCUGUAUUAUAUUUACAUGUUUGUUAAUAAAAACAUUUAAAUGUCA
Messenger RNA from Lates calcarifer (barramundi perch), 7529 nucleotides. It is a transcript of the gene numa1, whose product is annotated as nuclear mitotic apparatus protein 1. Gene Ontology annotation, biological process: establishment of mitotic spindle orientation. NCBI's taxonomy places the organism in Eukaryota, Metazoa, Chordata, Actinopteri, Centropomidae. The record is from RefSeq and is a predicted model, not a curated record. Gene Ontology annotation, cellular component: spindle pole; centrosome; spindle microtubule. Gene Ontology annotation, molecular function: microtubule binding.